UAGAGGGGAAUAGUGUUAUUGUUACUGUAAUAUUAGUACUGUCAGAUGAAUAAAGUGCAGUAUAAAGAGGUGAUACUGCUGUCCUCAAGGUGACGCUAAAAGAGUCCUGGUCUGUGGUGGACUUGAGAGUUUCUCUCUCAGGAAGCUUCCUGACUGACUCAAAUGAGACAAAGCCAUGAUGAGAGUCUGGCUCGGGUCUGGGUCUGGUCUGGCUCGGGUCUGGUUUCCAGCCUCCAAGGGGGCGUGUCCAUGUUGGCAGAGUGGGCAAAGUCAGAGUGGAUGACACAGGCUGCACAGACCUUCAUUCUUCAUUUAUCUUCUCUCAACAUGUCGACUCCAGAUACUCUUUUUACCAACAGCAGCGAGAGAAACACCACCGGAGCCAAGGACUGGUCUGAGGUGUAUGAAGCAGUCAGAUGUAUCCAGCUCGUCAUGGCUCUGCUCAGUGUUCUGGGUUCAGGAUCCAUCAUCGUCUGUGUGACGUCACUUAGGCUCCGCCCCUCACCGGAGCUGCAGCCUCUGUUCCUGCUCAGUGUGUCCGACCUGCUGCUCGCUCUCUGCUGGCUGAUUGGAGCUGCUCUGUUCUCUCAACACUGCAGCCGCCUGAACACACACUGUUACCACCUCCACACUGUGGAGCAGAUUCUCUACAUGGCCUCCUUCUUCUACACCCUCAACUAUGUGUUGAACCUCUACACAGGAAUCAGAGACAAGUUCUACAGCUGCAUCAACAGAGUCCCACCUCAGGUCUUCAGCAGAGUGAGCGCUGCGCUGCUCCGCAACACUGAUGUUCAUGCUCCUGGCUUCUCUUUGAACUGGCGCUCCUCUGCUGUUUGCAGUCUGUUUCCUGUUCUGCUGAUGACGCCGGUGUUCAUACAAGGAAACAUCAGCCAAUGUCAGGCCAACUUCAGCGAGCCCUACAGGUGUCUCCUGAUGCACACCGGAGCACUGUAUCUCACGUCCCAGCACCUGCAGACAAUCACAACCUGCAGCCGGCUGCACAUCUACCGCAUCGCCGUCUUCCUCGCCACCUUCUCCCUCACCCUCCUCAGCAUCAUCGUGCUUGUGGUGAAAGCCCGUCGUAUUUACAGGCGGGUCGUGACCUCAAACGGUUACCUGGGCCACCAGCAGCAGGCCUCCUUCCGCGUGAUGGACCGGCGGAUGCUGCAGUACCCGCUGAUCUUCAUCCUUUGUUGGGGUCCAGCGGUGAGUCUGGCUCUCCUUCGGCUGCUGAUGCCCUCGACCGGUCAGGGUGUCGCCGGCGUCGCCUUCUCCAUAUCUCAGGCGUUCACCUCGGCCUCUCAGGGCUUCCUCAACUGUCUGGUCUACGGAUGGACUCGUGGAGGUCUCCGUGGAGCCGGCAGAAGGGUUUUGUCUCAAGACAAGGACACUCAGACGCCUCUGCUGAGAUUACAGAAGAAGACGAGCUACCAAACACUUCGCACCAGCUGAAACGGCCGAGACAAACUGAAAAGGGAGCAGGUGGAAAACCCGGCGGCUGCGUCUCCGUAUAGAUAGACAUCUUGAACCACUGAGGCGAGAAAAAGGAGAAGAAGAAGGAGAAGAAGAGGGGAGUUCACAACAAGAGUAAACAGGAUGUGAAAGAGGUUUAAAUGUGAUCGGGGUCACAUGACCGAGGAGGAGGAAGAGCCUCUUCGCAGGUUGAAUCCGAUUUAAACCAAACCAACAGAUUGAUGAAACUAAAAUGAUCUUUAGUUUAGUUUCAGGAAGAAUCCUGAUCCUCCUCCUCCUCCUCCUCCUCCUCCUCCUCCUCCUCCUCCUCCUCCUCCAAAAGUAAUUUAUUUCUCAAUAUAUUUAAUGUGUUUCUUUUGGUGUCAUUUAAUUGCUUUCUUUGGUUUGAUAUCUUGGUUUGAUAUUGUAAGAGCAGAAUAUAAAAGUGUAUGACGACAAUAAUAAUUAAAGUGGAUAACAGUUCUGA
Molecule: messenger RNA, 1939 nt
Organism: Cyclopterus lumpus (lumpfish)
Lineage: Eukaryota; Metazoa; Chordata; Actinopteri; Perciformes; Cyclopteridae
Gene: tmem116
Product: transmembrane protein 116
Exons: 10
Coding region: 163-1452 (429 amino acids)
Biological process (GO): adenylate cyclase-activating G protein-coupled receptor signaling pathway
Cellular component (GO): plasma membrane
Molecular function (GO): G protein-coupled receptor activity
Source: RefSeq, a predicted model, not a curated record